Molecule: messenger RNA, 888 nt
Organism: Penicillium lagena
Lineage: Eukaryota; Fungi; Ascomycota; Eurotiomycetes; Eurotiales; Aspergillaceae
Product: RTA1 domain-containing protein
Exons: 3
Coding region: 1-888 (295 amino acids)
Cellular component (GO): fungal-type vacuole; plasma membrane
Source: RefSeq, a predicted model, not a curated record
AUGAUUAACAAACACGAGAUCACAAUGGGCUGCCAUGCCCUAAUCCCUGGCUACCGUACUGAAUAUGGCUACGUCCCAACGCAAGCAGCGGGAAUCGCAUUCCUCACGCUCUUCGGGGUGUCAUUUAUCCUUCAUACGGUUCAAUUCUGCUGGAAGCGCACAUGGUGGUGUUCGGUGUUUGCUGUCGGAUGCAUCACGGAAUUGAUCGGGUGGGGCGGCCGGACAUGGUCAUCAUCUUGUCCCUAUAACGGCACUGCCUUCCUGAUGCAGAUUUCCACCCUCAUUAUCGCCCCGGUCUUCUUCACUGCAGGCAUCUACAUUCUCCUAGGCCGCUUCAUCCAGAUCCUCGGGCGGGACUCUUCGAUCCUCAGCCCAAAGUGGUACCUCUGGAUCUUUGUGACUUGCGACGUGAUCUCGCUAGUCAUCCAAGCCAUCGGUGGCGGCAUGGCCUCCGCAGCCGUCGGAGGCAAUGGUAACACUGCGGUCGGCACGCACAUUAUGGUAGCGGGCAUCAUAUUCCAACUGGUCUCCAUCACGAUCUUCGUAUUCUUCGCGGUGGACUUUGUGCGCCGCACGAUCCGCUACCGCAUGCUGCAGACGUUGACGCGGUCAGUUGUACCAUUGCUGGUUGCCAUGGUCAUUUCUCUGCUCUGCAUCUAUGCUCGGAGUAUCUAUCGUACGAUCGAGCUGUUGCAGGGCUGGUCCGGAUUCCUUAUUACUCAUGAGAAGUACUUUAUUGCGCUGGACGGCACCAUGAUGGUUGUUGCCGUUGGGAUUUUUAAUGUCUUGCAUCCUGGUUGGUUGCUCCCCGACUCGGGGACGGCGUCCACGAUUAAGAGCGAGGGGUCUAACGACGGAAUGGAGAUGUAUAUCUCGGACCGGACAUAG